GCAAUAUUCUUCCUCCAAACCAGCUUGAGUCAGAUCGAUUUGACAUUUUGAGUCGACUAGACGAAUAGCUUGCCCACCCCCAAUCUAUUACUUUCUCGGAUCCCCCAACUCUCCGACUGUGUCCGUCUCUCUUUCAUAAUUGUUGUUCUUUGCCAUCUUAAACACCAUCUCACUUCUAGGCAUUUCCACGCAAAUGCUCAAAAUUUCCUCUCUCCCGUUGUGUGUGAAAGAGAGUAAAAUUAUGACCCACUAGAAGACUUGAAACGGUCACCUAAUCCAAUGCUGGUUGCUAAAUUUUCACAUUAUACUCUGAUAACUCACAGAUAUACAUAAUACGAAGACAGAUGUUAAGCUGCUAAAUUUAACUCACUAGGGGUUUUAAAAGACCCAAUCUUGAAGCUUUAAUGAACUGUUUCCACGUUGAAUAACAGCUUUUUGCUUUUGGGUCUACAUAAUGUCGACUUCAGAAAUAUCCCAGGUAGACUUAGAAUGCGGCGAAGACGGCGUCGAGGAGGAGGAAGAGGGUAUAGUUUUUCUCUCCGACGCCGAUGAGGGCUCUUGUUACUCUCAGUUUUACUCCACGGUUGAUGGGGAGGGUUCUUAUGAUGAUUACAGCAUUGCCUGUGGCUCUGAGUGCGGUGUGAUUUUGGAGGAAGAGGUUAUGGAUUCUAGGAGAGUUUCAUCAGUGGCUGAUUCUGAUUCUUCUGAUUGUUCAGUGGAUAUAGAAAAUGGUGGGUUUGGAGAAAUUAAGGUGCAUUUGGAGAGGGUUAAGAGAGAUUGUAGGAUAUGCCAUUUGAGUUUGGUGAGUAGUAGCCCUGAAUCUGGGGUUGCCAUUGAGUUGGGCUGUUCUUGUAAGGAUGAUUUGGCUGCUGCUCAUAAGCAUUGUGCAGAAACUUGGUUCAAAAUUAAAGGGAACAAGACUUGUGAAAUAUGUAAUUCAAUAGCACGCAAUGUUGUUGGCCCGAAUAGUACUGAGGGUGCACAACAAGCAAAUGAAACAAAUGCUGUCGAAACAAAUACAUCAUCAGCUCCAGCUUCCCUGGUUACAGACAGUCGAAGUUGCUUAAAUGGUCAUCGGUUUUUGAAUUUUCUUCUUGCUUGCAUGGUAUUUGCUUUUGUCAUAUCUUGGCUUUUCCACUUUAAUAUCCCAUCAUAAAUAUUGUAAACAGUUCACAAGACCAGGAAGCCUCUGAAGAUAAGUGCAGACUAGCAAAAAUACACUUACUAGUUGGCAGAUACCAGUUAUAAACUUCCGAGUCGUAUCUGUACUUUCGACUUUGACAAAAAUUUGCAAUUAAUAUGCAAUAUGCAUAUACAUUGUUUAGCUGUGACAUUUCCAGAUGUUAAGUCUUUGAAUCUAUAUAUUUUUUACUUGUUCUUGAA
Messenger RNA from Olea europaea var. sylvestris, 1383 nucleotides. RefSeq lists its product as uncharacterized. The record is from RefSeq and is a predicted model, not a curated record. The coding region runs from base 455 to 1156 and encodes 233 amino acids. Gene Ontology annotation, molecular function: zinc ion binding. NCBI's taxonomy places the organism in Eukaryota, Viridiplantae, Streptophyta, Magnoliopsida, Lamiales, Oleaceae. The transcript is spliced from 2 exons.